AUGAUUCUGAGCAAGAUCCUGGGCAGGGAGGACUUGCACUCUUUUGCCCUGCUUGCCCACAACCAGGUAUUAAUUUACCUCCAGAUUGGAGAACUUGCUACAGCAGGUGACACUGUGAUGAGGCAAUAUGUGAUGGAUGGCAACUUCACUGCACAGCAUAUGAAAAUGAACAAGCCAGAGCUGGAUGUGUCAUUAUCAGAUGGAAAAGGCUACAUGGUUUCUGAGGCACCCUAUCAGACUCAUCUCCAGCAGUCUUUGGAUAACAAGGAGGCAGAAUGGAUGCAUUGGAGCUCACUUUGGGCCAGGUAUAUGAACACUGACUACUCCAUCUGCAAUGCUCUUGAUUACCAUUCCCAAAGCAUCCAAAAGGCCCUUGUCAUUUAUGAUGUAGGGUGCCAAUGGAGUAUCAACUUCCAGAGUUGGGUAAAGUCCAGCUGCUCUCUCACUCUUCCACCUGGUCUCCAAAUCAUUCCUGCUGUGGGGAAGUUUCAUCUGGCUGCCCACAAACUCUCUUGCUUUUCAAGAUAUCACCUCAACUUUGUCAAGGGUGCUGGCCACCUGGAUGGUGAAAUUUUGGAGACAUUGUGGGCUCCAUUCAAUAAGAUCUCUCCAACUGCAAGGUCUAUGACUCAAGCCCACAGACAAGAGGUGUAUGAUGAUCAUAUGAGAGAUUCUAACUGGAAAAAAAUUGUGGGCAUAGUCCCUUCACUGCUAAAAAAAUACAAGACUUCAAACAAGUGUCUGGAGGAAAUGAAUCAGGCAUAUGAGCAGUUGACAGCUGUCCUAGACCCUAGGGACAAAGCCCCUACCAUGGGUGAAGCACAGUUAAAGCUCAUGAAAAAUCCACCUUCAUCCUCAGGAAACCUUAGUUCUGUGGCUUGGCUUGCAGAAGGAAUCAGCAUAGAGGAUGCACAAGACCAGCUAAGAUCUGAGCUCCAUCAGCUUCCCAGUCUCAUAAUUGAGAAAUUCAAUGGCAAGGGACAAGCCUUUCUUGAAGGUUUGGAGGUAGAUGAUGUUUUCAUUUCCCAGGAUGAUCCAGCAUUCCUUGGGCAUGAAGAAGUGGAAGAUGAAGGAGAGUUCUGGGAAGAUGGAGAGGAGGACUGGGAGGCUGCAGAAGAGGAAGGAGACUUGGCUGCUGAAGUCAUGAGUAUAUGGAUGCCCUCAUCCAUUGGAGCAGCCAAACUGACAGAGCUUGGCCUUCAUGCCCUUCUCAAAGAAGAAAUGGAACUCAGGAUUGGGCAAGCUAAUGAUUGUUUAGAGGGGCUUUGCACUGACCUGGGCAACAAGGCAAUGUUAUAUUGGCAGAACUUUUGGAAUGCAAAUUCCACCAGGGAGGGUACCAGAACCAAGAAGGAGAUCCAAAAUGUGGUGUCCAGAAUAAACAAGCAUGUCAGAAGUUAUCAAAGGUCUAGGCAGGCCAUUCUUCAACUGGAACCUGAUGUUAGCAUCAGAGAAAAAUAUCAGGAAAUUCUUCCUCAGGGCCUUGCAGUGAGUAAAGAGGUGACAGAGGAGAACAGGUUUGGUCAAGGGACCAGUAAAAUGGCAUGGUUUUGGAUGAUGGAAGGUGAACAGGGUCAGAGGAAUGUGGACAGUGGGGGCUUGAUGGAAGAGUCAGAAAAGAGGAAGGAAGAGACUGGUGGGGGUGAGGAUGCCAGAGAGGAGAGAAUGAGACCUUUGAAGGCAGGUGACUACAGAAAACCCUUUACCAAAUUUACUGCAGGUCAGUGGCUCUUCAAGGAGGACAUGGAUGCCUAUGAUAGGGAGAGGAGGGACACCAAGGACCCCAAGACCAUAGGCCAGAGGACCAAAAUCAUCCAACAGUGGUGGGAGUCUGUUUCCAAUGAUAAAAAAGCUGAAGCUGGGAGGGCUGCUGAGAAGUGGAAUAAGUUGGGUGCUCCCAAAGGGACUCAUGAAUCAUAG
Pisolithus orientalis is the source of this 1920-nucleotide messenger RNA. RefSeq lists its product as uncharacterized. The transcript has 9 exons. The coding region runs from base 1 to 1920 and encodes 639 amino acids. NCBI's taxonomy places the organism in Eukaryota, Fungi, Basidiomycota, Agaricomycetes, Boletales, Pisolithaceae. The record is from RefSeq and is a predicted model, not a curated record.